Papaver somniferum (opium poppy) is the source of this 3309-nucleotide messenger RNA. RefSeq lists its product as uncharacterized. The record is from RefSeq and is a predicted model, not a curated record. The transcript is spliced from 4 exons. NCBI's taxonomy places the organism in Eukaryota, Viridiplantae, Streptophyta, Magnoliopsida, Ranunculales, Papaveraceae. Bases 1 to 3309 code for a protein of 1102 amino acids.
AUGACAAAAAAUUAUCUCUUAAGUAAGAAUGAGGAAUUAUGCACUUUCCCCUGUAAAAAGUGUGUUAACCGAAACCCACCUACUUCAUUAGCUGAAAUUGAACAUCACUUGUUCACUACUGGCAUGGCAGGUAGUUAUAAGAUAUGGGUACUUCAUGGGGAAGAAGAUAAUCCUACUCAAAACCAAUCAGCGUCUAGCCAUGACUAUGUCUUUAAUGAUGGUACAACCCAUUCUGGAAAUAAUAUAGGUGUACUUGAUAUGUUACAUGAUGCUGAUAAUGCUGGGCCUUUUGAUAGUCAUGCAGAUAUAGGUAGGCACAGAGAAACUAAUGAUGAUUCGGGUGAAGAUGAUAGUACAAAUAAUUUGUGUGAAGCUAGUACAAAGUUUGAGGAGCUAUUAGGCAAAGCUAAGCAAGAACUAUACCCUGGUUGUACAGAUUACUCGUCAUUAACUUUCCUUGUAGAGUUAAUGCAUCUCAAAGUGCUCAACUGUUGGAGCAACAAAAGUUUUGAGAUGCAGCUUGAGUUUCUUAAGAAAUCUUUUCCAAAAGAUAAUACAAUUCCGAGUUCAUACUAUGAAGUUAAAAAGAUAUUGCGUGAUCUUGGAUUGGGAUAUGAAUCGAUUGAUGCAUGUAAAAAUGACUGUGCUUUAUAUUGGAAGGAACAUAAGGAUAGGGAUGAUUGUCCAGUAUGCCACGAGCCUAGGUACAAAUUCAAUGACGGAAAGGGUAAGAAGAUCCCACACAAGGUACUGCGCUAUUUUCCUUUAAAACCAAGACUACAGAGAUUAUUUGCUUCAAGGCAUACAGCUGAUGAUAUGAGAUGGCACAAAGAACAUGUUGCUCCUGAAGGGGUUUUAAGGCAUCCUGCUGAUGCUGAAGCAUGGAAGCAUUUUGAUUUGCGAUAUCCACAAUUUGCAAAAGAUCCUCGAAAUGUAAGGUUAGGUCUUGCUACUGAUGGGUUUAAUCCCUUUGGAAAUAUGAAUAAUGCGUACAGCAUGUGGCCAAUUAUAGUGAUGCCCUACAAUUUACCCCCUUGGAAGUGUAUGAAACAACCUUUUUUCAUGAUGGCGUUACUUAUUCCUGGCAAGAAAGCACCUGGUAACGAUAUCGAUGUGUAUCUACGACCCUUAAUAGAUGAGCUAAAAGAGUUGUGGGAAAAAGGAGUGGAAACAUAUGAUGCCUCCACAGAAAAAACUUUUCGUAUGCACGCAGCUGUAUUGUGGACCAUAAAUGACUUCCCAGCAUAUGCUAAUUUAUCAGGAUGGAGUACAAAAGGUUACUUAGCGUGUCCAGUAUGUAAUGAUGACCCACCGUCUCGUGCAUUGAGGAGUAAGAUAGGUUAUCUGCGUCAUCGUAGGUUCUUGCCUCCCCGACAUCCAUGGCGGAGAAACAAACUUCAUGAUGGACAUGAUGAGCUUCACAGUCCACCGAAAGAGUUGACAGGCAUUCAACUUUUACAGCAAAUGGAAAAACUGGGAGUUAAAAGUUGUUUCGGAAAGCAUCCAGAUAAGGGAAGGAAGAAAAGAAGCCGUACCAAGAAAGAGCUGAGUUGGACAAAAAAGAGUAUUUUCUAUGAGCUUCCAUACUGGUCACAUCUUAAAAUCAGGCAUAAAAUUGAUGUUAUGCAUGUUGAGAAAAAUAUAUGCGAUAAUAUCGUGGGAACCUUGUUAAAUCAGGAAUUGAAGACCAAAGAUACGUUUAAAGCUCGCUUGGAUUUGGAAGACAUGAAUAUUAGACCAGAAUUGCACCUAAAGCGUAAAGGAGAAAAAUUUAUAAAGCCUCCAGCUUCCUAUGCUUUAACAACGGAGCAAAGGAAAGAGUUUUGUAGGUUUCUGAAAUCAGUGAAGUUCCCAGAUGGAUACGCGGCUAACAUAGCGAGGAGUGCUAAUGUGGAUGAUGGGAAGAUAUCAGGUUUGAAAAGCCAUGACUGUCACGUGUUGUUACAAAAAAUUCUCCCGGUUGGAAUUCGUUCGUUUCUGCCCACAUAUGUAUGCACUGCCUUAAUUGAGUUGAGUAAUUUCUUUCAUGAUUUAUGUGCGAAGAAACUGAAUGUGAGUCACUUGGAAGAAAUGGAAAAAGGUAUAGUUUUGAUUCUUUGUAAGUUGGAAAGAAUAUUUCCACCGGCAUUUUUUGAUGUCAUGGUUCAUUUGGCUAUUCACUUACCCCGAGAAGCUAAACUUGUUGGUCCAGUUGGUUAUAGUUGGAUGUAUCCUAUCGAAAGGUACCUUGGAACACUUAUGCGUCACGUGAAGAAUAAAGCACGACCAGAGGGUUCAAUAGCGGAAGCAUACAUUAUUAAUGAAGCUUUGACAUUUUGCUCAUUGUAUUUACGUGGGAUUGAAACUAAAUUUAAUCGCCCAGAACGAAAUGAUGAUAAUUCAGAUGAUAGUCAACGACGCAAGGGAAAGCUGUCUGUUUUCGCUCAGGAUGUCCGUCCCUUCGGUACAAAAUCUAUAAAAUCAUUGACUCUAGAAGAACGAGAACAUAUGCAUUGUGAACAUUUGAAUGUGCUGAAAGCAGAAUCAAAUGACAACUUGUUACCGAGGCAUCAAAAACUAUUUCCUGUGUGGUUUCGAAAGCGGGGUGUUGAAUCUCGCGCAAAAUCAUUUUCUGCUUGUAUCUAUAAUGGAGUUCGAUUCCAUACCAAACAACGCGAACUUCGUCGAACGACCCAGAAUAGAGGAUUGGUAGUAGAUGGGGAACACAAUAGUAAGCCAAUUGAAUUCUUCGGUAUCUUGCAAGAUGUUAUUGAGUUAGACUUUUUGUAUGGAUACCGAGUUGUAUUAUUUAAAUGUGAUUGGUUUGAAGUAACUCCUGAAAAGACAAGAAUUCGAAAGGAUUAUAGUUUGACAUGUAUAAAUACUAAUAGAAUAUGGUACAAGAGUGAUCCUUUCGUUCUUGCAUCACAAUCGCAACAAGUGUUCUACCUAGAUGACUAUAAGCAUGGAGAAAAUUGGAAAGUGGCUCAGAAAAUGCAUCAUAGACACAUAUGGGAUGUUCCUGAAAUGGAUAUCAAUGAAGUACAACCAGAAACAGAAACAACUAUCGACGAGGCAUAUCACCAUAACAAGGAGGCUCCAUUGCUAUUAUCCGCUGUUCAGGAAGAUGAUAAUGAGGCAACUGUACUUUAUAGAGAUGCUGAUGUUGAACUCGAAAUCAUAGAUGCAGAUCUUGUUCUAGCUGAGGAUGUCAUAGAUGAUGAUGAGGAUGAGGAGGAAGAAGACGAAACAUUGUUUAACUACAACAAUGAUGUGGCAGAGCCUGAUGAUAUUGUGCCAGAAGAAGAUGACUCGGAUCUAGAAUAUUAG